Molecule: messenger RNA, 660 nt
Organism: Magnusiomyces paraingens
Lineage: Eukaryota; Fungi; Ascomycota; Dipodascomycetes; Dipodascales; Dipodascaceae
Exons: 2
Coding region: 1-660 (219 amino acids)
Source: RefSeq, a predicted model, not a curated record
AUGAACUUCCCUGAACCCUUUUCUGGAAAUGGAAUUUACGAAGAAAUUCCAGACCCUCAAAUAAGAGUCAAAUCAAAUCAUCGCAUCUCUAUUAUCUUCUCUACAGUUUCCCACCAAUCACAAAACCUCAUCCUAAAUGAAAAACAACUCCAAUCCGCAUUCACAGCUCUUGGGUUCCCAGAACAAACGCUUUCACAAGAAACCAUCGAAGCCUUAUACUCUUUAGGCCAUUCACUUUCUACAGAAUCUACAAACAGCCCCACACUUUCAUCCUCCCCACCAGGUAUAGACAACUAUGCUUUCCACUCUCUUUGGUCCAUUCUCACCACCAUCCAAAACAUCUUCCACUAUCUCGAUCUUGACCAUGAUAUGCUCAUCUCUCCAUUCGCACAAAACCAAGGCUUUCACCAGUUUACCCAGUAUCUUAAUUCCACAGCCCCAGAGGGGACCUUAUACCCAAGACAAAUACCUCCCAAAACAACAAAACGUUACUACAUCUCUCCAUCCGCUGCUAAUAGUGUCACCCUCGACAUGUUUGUAUGCUCUUGUAUUAAUCAAUACCAAGCUUCAAGACUUUUGCUAAAACUGGAUCCUUUUGGUACAGGUGUGAUCCAAGUUGAUUAUGAAAAGUUUCUAUAUGAAGUUUCUGAGUUAUUGUAA